Messenger RNA from Brienomyrus brachyistius, 3967 nucleotides. It is a transcript of the gene pax7b, whose product is annotated as paired box 7b. The transcript has 9 exons. Lineage: Eukaryota; Metazoa; Chordata; Actinopteri; Osteoglossiformes; Mormyridae. Gene Ontology annotation, biological process: regulation of transcription by RNA polymerase II; anatomical structure development. Gene Ontology annotation, molecular function: DNA-binding transcription factor activity, RNA polymerase II-specific; RNA polymerase II cis-regulatory region sequence-specific DNA binding. Bases 403 to 1926 code for a protein of 507 amino acids. The record is from RefSeq and is a predicted model, not a curated record.
UUAAACUACUCCCAACCUCCGAGCAGACUUUGCCAUAAAAACUACCAGACCUUUCAGCGCAACACUGCAAAGAAUUAAAUAACCUUUGGCCACUCUACUUGUGAGACCUAGAAUAAUCCCCCUCCCUCCACGCGCACACGUUGAAUCUUUUCGUUUUUCUUGUUUGUCUUAUGCUACCCAACGAACAGCUUAAGUGUGUAUUUUUCCUCAUUUUUAGGGGUUCUGCAUUUGCCAGUUCAUCUGGUUGGAUCUACGUCAUCCCACUGUUUUUUUUCUUUUUCUUCUUCUUUUUAACGAAAUACGUCACGUUUCAUUUUGAGAAAUAAAUCACCAUCAAUUGAGGACUUGCUUGUGCCGUCUAGAAACUGGGUUGAUUACGGCUGCUUGAUUUCUGACAGUAUAAUGGCCACCUUACCAGGAACGGUACCAAGAAUGAUGAGACCAGCGCCAGGCCAGAAUUACCCCCGUACCGGAUUCCCCUUGGAAGUGUCAACUCCUCUGGGUCAAGGUCGUGUAAAUCAGCUUGGCGGAGUGUUCAUUAAUGGGAGGCCACUGCCAAACCAUAUCCGACACAAGAUAGUCGAGAUGGCACACCACGGCAUCCGGCCCUGCGUGAUCUCACGGCAGCUUCGAGUUUCCCACGGUUGCGUGUCCAAAAUCCUUUGUCGGUACCAAGAAACGGGUUCCAUCCGUCCCGGGGCCAUAGGUGGAAGCAAACCCAGGCAGGUAGCAACUCCUGAUGUGGAGAAGAGGAUCGAAGAAUACAAGCGAGAGAAUCCGGGCAUGUUCAGCUGGGAGAUCCGGGACAAGCUGCUGAAGGAUGGCGUGUGUGACAGAAGCACAGUUCCUUCAGGUGAGGCCCCAUCUGUGAGUUCCAUUAGCCGGGUUUUACGAGCUCGGUUUGGCAAGAAAGAUGAUGAAGACGAUUGUGAUAAGAAGGAUGAAGACGGGGACAAGAAAACCAAGCACAGCAUUGACGGCAUCCUCGGCGAUAAAGGCGGUCGCAUGGACGACACCUCAGAUGUGGAGUCCGAACCCGACCUGCCCCUGAAGAGGAAGCAGCGGCGGAGCCGCACCACCUUCACGGCGGAGCAGCUGGAGGAGCUGGAGAAGGCCUUCGAGCGCACGCACUACCCCGACAUCUACACCCGCGAGGAGCUGGCCCAGCGGACCAAGCUGACGGAGGCCCGCGUGCAGGUGUGGUUCAGCAAUCGAAGAGCCAGGUGGCGCAAGCAAGCGGGAGCCAAUCAGCUGGCAGCCUUCAACCACCUGCUGCCUGGUGGGUUCCCGCCCACUGGGAUGCCGACUCUGCCGACGUACCAGCUUCCAGAGUCGACCUACCCCACCGCCACGCUGCCACAGGAUGGCAGCAGCACAGUACACCGGCCCCAGCCCCUGCCCCCCUCCACCAUGCACCAGGGUGGGCUCACGGGCGACAGCGGCUCCGCCUACGGCCUCUCGUCCAAUCGCCACAGCUUCUCCAGUUACUCCGACACCUUCAUGAGCCCCUCAGCCUCCAGCAACCACAUGAACCCAGUCAGCAAUGGACUCUCUCCGCAGGUGAUGAGUAUCCUGAGCAACCCCAGCACAGUGCCUUCCCAGAGCCAGCACGACUUCUCCAUCUCGCCGCUGCACGGCAGCCUUGAGGCCUCCAACCCCAUCUCAGCCAGCUGCAGCCAGCGCUCGGACCCCAUCAAGAGCGUCGACAGCCUGGCUUCCUCACAGUCCUACUGCCCGCCGACCUACAGCACCACCAGCUACAGCGUGGACCCCGUCGCCGCCGGCUACCAGUACAGCCAGUACGGGCAGACCGCCGUGGACUACCUGGCGAAGAACGUGAGCCUGUCCACGCAGAGGCGGAUGAAACUCGGCGAGCACUCAGCUGUCCUGGGACUGCUGCAGGUGGAGACAGGACAAGCAUAUUGACACCAGCCACCCCAUGCCCCUCCCGACAGGCCGGGACACCCCGGCGACCCCGUCCCCAGUACCAGCACUCCGCUCCGAACCUAACGUGCGCUCCAGUGCAGAAGCACUUCCCAGAGCUUUGUGUGUGUGUGUGUGUGUGUGUGUGUGUGUGUGUGUGUUCGUGUGUGUGUAUGCCCGUCUGUGUGUGUCUUAGCGUUGCCGUGGGAGCUCUGGAGCCGAAGCAGCCAAUCAGCCCUCGUUCCAUGGCUGCGAAGCAGCCAAUGAGAGUGAGAGGGCUUUGAAAAUAAACAGUCAAAAAAACAAACAAAUUAAAAACAGCCAUUCUAAUACCAGCCAUCAAACACCUCACCCCCCCCCCAGCUCCCCCCCAUGCUCCUGUUCAAUGAGCAACUGGUUCAGAGUCUUUCAGGACUCGAGCAGAUAUGAAGACAACAAGCGGUCCUCGCUACAGCCAAAACCACAGCCCGCAGGCGGCAAACGUUAGCACACAACAUCCCUGCCGUAUCUCCCACUGGAUUUUGGACUUUGCUGUUGAUAGUAGCUUAGUGAUUGUCAUAAUAAUUCAAUUUGUUACUAUUAUUGUUAUCGCUGUUAUUAUUCUUGAUGUUGUUAUUAUUCUAAUUAUUGUAAUUAUGUUGUUUCAAAUUUUUUUUUAUUUGUACAUUAUUUUCCUCAUUAGGCCUUGGGGUGAUAUGUAAACAGAUAAGUGAAGGAGUUUUGACCGAGAGGACAGCUACCACGCGAAACCUCGGGGAUAUUCGCUUUCCAGAAGUGCUCCCUCUGUCUUAAUGGUCAUGAGUGAUUUGACCUUCCUGUUUUAAGCUUGACAUUCCGGCAAUACUCGGCCAUUCCGUGGAAAAAGUCUCCGCUGGGUGGGAAGUAUUUGAGAGCGAUAAGCUAUUAUACAGCCAGUGGUGACCCCACCUACCCCCCCCCCCCCCCAGCCUUUCCUAAAUAUUCAUCCAUUCCAUCCCUAUCCUCAUCUCCAGACAAGAUUUGGGAAUUUGUAAAAAAAAUACCACAAAAAUCAAAGCAGAAGUGUAGAGAGCUCAGAUCACACUCUUUAGUUUAAAGUAUAGAGCAUGGUGCAAGGCAUAGUCCAGAGAGGGAACGAUCUCUACUCACUCUCCAUUCAGCAGCCCUGUAGGCCAAGGCUAACAGAACAUCAUAGCCGCUGAACACAUGCUGAAGAAAGAAACACCUCACUUGUUCCACACCAUACAGACGACCUCAAUUCAUGAAAUUUCCCACGAAGUACCAACAGUACUUUCAGACUUCGUACAUUCCCCUGUGGAAUAAGGCGUACAGUCUGUGAUCGGUCUCUGCGAUGGAUAACAUCAGCUGGAAAUGCAACAGCUGUCUGCCCCAACUGGGAAAGUAAAGCCGGUCUCCAGUUCCACCAUUUCCUUUGCAGUGGCUGCCAUACCCAGAGCAAAUCACGUUCUUCCAACUCUGUCAGAAAAAUAGCACUAACCUUUGGAACCACGACUGCGACCUCGCUGUUAAAAAAAAAUAACGUGUAGUUUUGUCCAACCAGCAAACUCACACGACCAGAGGGCUAAUGUGCCCCGAUUUGAUUGUAAAACCAUGUUUGCGUGGACCAUAAGAAACUCUGCGUUCCAGUCCACACACACUCGCAUACGAAUACUCGAGGAUAAUUAAAUAAACAUUUGCGUAGCACUCUUAGAUAACAAAAUCUACUGUAUGAAGUUAAAUAUAAAGAUGAUUGUACAGUAGAUAUGAACCAGAUUGUGUACCGGUUGUCUGUAUGGAGUAUGUUUUAUACUAAAACAAUGAAAUGUGCCGUGAUGUACUGAACAGGGAUCAGUUAAAGUCUUACAAUGUAUAUUUCAGUUACAUUCCUUAAUAAUGGUUUAUUUCCCUUGUUUGUUUUUCUUUUUAAAUAUGUUGCAUUGACGUUUUUAAAUGAAAUCACAGAUUGUAAUACUUUUACUUGCCUAAAGCAACAAUAUCUUGACAGAGAUAUUAUUUGUAAAUCAACUCACCCACCCCAAGUAUUAAUAAUAAAUCAUAUAAAAGA